AUGAAACCGAAAGUGGAGGCUGAACUUGAACGGCUAGAGCGAGAGGGCAUCAUUGAACCGGUCCAGUUUUCUCAAUGGGCCGCCCCAUUAGUACCGGUUAUGAAACCGGACGGAUCCAUCCGGAUCUCCGGUGACUACAAAGUCACAGUGAAUCAAGCGUCAAGAGCGGUUACAUAUCCAAUACCACGCAUAGAGGAAUUGUUCGCGAAACUUGCUGAGGGAGAGUGCUUCACUAAGCUAGAUUUAAGCCACGCUUACCAACAGCUAAUGAUCGACCAGGGAUUGCGGGAUCUCGUCUGCAUCAACACACAUCACGGCCUGUUUCGCUAUACACGGUUGCCCUUUGGUGUGAUCGCCGCCCCAUCAAUCUUCCAGAGAAUCAUGGAAAGUCUUCUUGGAGGAAUUCCUCAUGUCGCGGUCUACCUGGAUGAUAUCUUGGUAACACGAAAGACUCUCGCGGACCAUCUGGACAAUUUGAAGCGUGUCCUCAAUAUCCUUCGCGAUGCCGGAUUACGGUUAAAGAAAGGCAAGUGUGUCUUCUUGAGUCCAGAGGUGGAGUACCUAGGGCAUAAAGUCAGUGCACGAGGGUUAGAACCGACAGAUGAGAAAGUACGCGCAAUCACACAGGCCUCCCAACCGCGUAACGUGACAGAGCUGAAGUCUUUUCUAAAUUCCUUCCAGAGCUCGCAACAAUCCUAG
Molecule: messenger RNA, 699 nt
Organism: Strongylocentrotus purpuratus (purple sea urchin)
Lineage: Eukaryota; Metazoa; Echinodermata; Echinoidea; Camarodonta; Strongylocentrotidae
Exons: 1
Coding region: 1-699 (232 amino acids)
Source: RefSeq, a predicted model, not a curated record